AUGGCUUUUACGAGUUCAUUCUCGCUGGAUACCGCGUCUCUAAUAUCGACGGUGCUGGAAGGCAUUAUAUAUGGUUUUUCGGUCCUCAUGUUUAUUGGCACCAUGUGGGCAAUGACCUACAAGCGUACCAUGCGAGAUAUCAAUCGCCCAGUCGCUGCCGCAGCCAUCCUGCUGUCGCACAUGGUCGUCCGCAUUAUUCGGAUCGAAUACGGACUGGUGACGUACCAUGGUGUGCCAGCGGCGUACUUUGCAGAUGUUUCUCAAGAAACGUAUAUAAUCAAGAAUUCAAUAUACGUUCUGCAAACUCUGCUUGGUGAUGCGGUGGCGAUUUAUCGUUGUUACGUCGUCUGGCAAGCUGCCUGGGUCAUCAUUCUACCAAGCUUGCUGUGGUGCUGCGUCGCAGUCACCGGUGCUCUCUCAGUUUACGGCGAUUCACAAACCGGCAGUAACGGAAUAAUUUCUACUAAAGUGAAUGUAGAAUGCAUGGGAGCGUUCUGUGGCCUGACACUUGCAGCAAAUUUGACGAGUUCAGGAUUACUUGCGUAUCGCAUCUGGAAAAUCGAGCGCAAUGUCUCUUCCUCUCGCACUUCAAAGGCCCUGACCACGAGUAUAAUACGUGUAAUAAUGGAUUCUGCUAUUUUGUACACCAUAGCGCUCCUCGCUACAGUAAGUGGAUCCCUCUGCUUGGGCACUGGACCGUUUACUCUGAUAGACAUGCUCACGCCGGUCAUCUCAAUUGCUUUCUACAUGAUAAUAAUUCGAAUCGCAAUCGGUCAAAACACUCACACUCAGAUUUUGACUGUCCGUGGGGGGAUGACCAGUGAAACGGAACGAGGGAGCUCGUCGCAAUAUUCUAUGAAGCCUCUGCGGGUCGACAUAUCCCGCUCCACGCACACCGACAGUACCAGUGUGUACAAGACUUCAAGUUGGAACGAGAGCGGACCACCGACAGGCAAGGAGUCUUUGGGUGAGACAUCUUGCGAUGCAUUGUCAGGCUAA
Molecule: messenger RNA, 999 nt
Organism: Suillus subalutaceus
Lineage: Eukaryota; Fungi; Basidiomycota; Agaricomycetes; Boletales; Suillaceae
Exons: 7
Coding region: 1-999 (332 amino acids)
Source: RefSeq, a predicted model, not a curated record